CAGAGCAAGGAUAAGUCAAAGCUAGUGUAAGAGGCAGUGUCUGCCAUUCGCAGAAAUGGUAGGGCUGGCAAAAAGGGGGCGAGGGUGCAUGUAGCUGUGGGCAAAAUAAACACCCACUUGUUGCUUAGUUGGAGAAAGCCAAGACCACAAAGGCUGCUCAAAUGUCAAAGAGGUAGAGCUGGCGGGAAGCCAGGGCUCCCCUGGACUCUGUCGCUAUGGCAGUCUUUGUGACCGGAGUUUUUAUCUGGGAGGUGUGCUGGGGGCUGCAUGCAGACCUCAGGGUGACCAUGUACACAUCGAGUCUCAGCUUUUGAAGUUGAUAAAGCUGUUUCUUUUGGUGGUGGCUGCUCAUUAAACCAGCAGGAUUUGAUGACCUGCUAAGUUAAGUUCAAAAUAUGUGGACUGAGCAGGCGCCUGGCACUCCUCAGACCAGCUCGACUCUGCCAGGAAACUGGAAUCUCACUGUAGCUCUUGGAACUGCAUUCUAAGCUUGACCAUCACUCAAGGAAGCCGUCUGGAAUAAAAGCUCCCUGGACUGAGAAAGAACGCAGCAGCAGCUGAGCUGGAUCGCUAGCUCGUUCCCUUGCUCUCUCAACUCCUACCUGCGGCUCUUCAACCCACCUCCUCCUUACGCACCCCACUUCCUCACUCUCUGCUCUUAACCGCUCCUCACUUCGUUCUCUCCUUCUCUCUCUGCUGCCCCCUUUUCAGGCCCUCUCCGAAUCUUCCUCUUUAGUUAAGAACUAACCUUUCCUGCUCCUCACUCUUCCUCUCGCCAUCUCCCCCAUCUUGUCCCUCCCGUUUCUCCUUCUCUCUCCCCUUAUCUUGCCAGCUUCUCUCCUUGCUCCCUGUUCCUCUUCUCUUUCUUUCACUCUACCAUCUACACUUCUUUUCUCCUCUCCUCCCCCUGCCUCAGCUCUCAGUGUUUGCUUUUCUCCCGGAUGCGGAUGCGGAUGAAAGGGUUGGCCUGCCCGUGCCCUGACCUACCCAAGUUCUUGGAACUGGGGACCUGCUUAAUGGCUGAGAGUUCCCGGACUCAGGCGCCAGGUCAAGGGCCUCCUAUAAACAUCCAGUUUCUUCGUGCCCAGUAUGAAGGUCUGAAGAGACAGCAGAGGACCCAGGCCCACCUAAUGGUGUUCCCUAAAGAAGGGACCGUGCCUAUUCCAGCUAAAGCGAUGACCAGUGCUGUUUGGAUUAACAAGGAGAGAAGGAGCUCACUGUCACCAGAGGAGACUGACUCUGAGGCUGAGGGGAUGUGGGAGGAAGUGGACAGAGGCUUCCAUCAGCCUUCCGAAACCCCAUGGCACACAUACUUAGAGCUGCACCGCCUGCUUCAAACCUUCCAUUUGGAAGCCGGUCACCAAGGGAAGCCCAAGGGAUACCUCGUGGAGCCAGAAGCCAGGUUCCCUCCGGAGGGGGACACUGACUGUUUGAAAAACAAUCAAAAGACACAGCAGGAAAUGAAAAUCCCAGAGGAAGCCCGGUGUCAAAGUCAGGAGGGCUGUGCCCCACUACAGGUAGCAGGCUCUAGUGCUCACUGUCUUUCUUCCACAAAGAACUUAAGGUCUGGAAAAGCAGCUUACUAUCCAUUUCCCCAGAGGAAACCACCCAGGAUCUCCCAGGCUGCCCGGAACUUGGGCUUGUAUGGCCCACCCUGAAGCUUUCCACUCAACCAGAUAUCUCAUCCGUGUGGCCACUAACGACUCAUCAAGGAACCACACAAAGCCACAACCAGGACCUUGAACAAUGAGCAACUGUUGGACCACCUCAAUUCUGGAAUCAUGGGAAAUGAGUUUCUUAAUUGA
Molecule: messenger RNA, 1805 nt
Organism: Mastomys coucha (southern multimammate mouse)
Lineage: Eukaryota; Metazoa; Chordata; Mammalia; Rodentia; Muridae
Gene: CUNH9orf152
Product: chromosome unknown C9orf152 homolog
Exons: 2
Coding region: 942-1658 (238 amino acids)
Source: RefSeq, a predicted model, not a curated record